This is a messenger RNA of Fundulus heteroclitus (mummichog), 3437 nucleotides long. It is a transcript of the gene pcsk7, whose product is annotated as proprotein convertase subtilisin/kexin type 7. The transcript has 17 exons. Gene Ontology annotation, biological process: protein processing. Lineage: Eukaryota; Metazoa; Chordata; Actinopteri; Cyprinodontiformes; Fundulidae. The coding region runs from base 176 to 2467 and encodes 763 amino acids. Gene Ontology annotation, molecular function: serine-type endopeptidase activity. The record is from RefSeq and is a predicted model, not a curated record. Gene Ontology annotation, cellular component: trans-Golgi network; Golgi membrane.
UGUAUGACGUAUGACGUACAGACGAGGGCUCGGAUUCCGGAAAUGAAGCGCAAAGCUCAGCGUUAACGCUCUUGAUAGUAAUUGUCAAUCUCAAAUAGAGGACUUCCAUUGGACAAAUUGCUGCUCAGAUGAAGAGGGCUCGCCUGGCGGACCAGUUGUGUCACCCCUCCUUGCCAUGGCAGCGCCCUAUUUCCCCACAUUCCUCCUCCUCAUUUUUUUCUCCUCCAUAGCCCUCUUGGUGCUCACCGUUCUGCCGGCCGUCACUCCGUCCCUCCCACAAACCGCCCCGUCCUUGUCCUCCCGCUGGCCGUCCUGCGGUCCGGGUCAGUCUUGGGCUGUGCGGAUCCACCACAGCCCGCCUCGCCACGAGGAGGAUGAGGGAGCGGGCUCGACACACCUGGAUGUGAUAGCUGACAGGGUAGCAAAGCAGGCGGGUCUGCAGAACCGGGGACAGAUUGGGGAGCUGGAAGGCCACUAUCUGCUCUGCUCAUUGCAGCCUGACUCUAAAUCUUUAGGAGGCAUCUGGAAAAGGAGCAUCCAGCCGGGGGAUGUUCUAGCAACGCAUCCUUAUGUGCUGUGGUACUCCAAGGAGAGAGCGCUCAGCCGCUCAAAGAGGUCUUUGGCCUUCAACGACCCCGACUACCCGAAACAGUGGCACCUGCAUAAUAAAAUAAACCGAGGCAUGGAUAUCAACGUGACUGGAGUGUGGGAGCGUAACAUCACCGGGCAGGGCGUCACUGUUGUGGUUGUGGAUGAUGGAGUGGAACACUCCCACCAGGACAUUCAUCUCAACUACAGUCCGGAGGGCAGUUACGACCUGAACUCCAACGACCCGGACCCCAUGCCUCACCCAGACCUGCGCAGCGACAACCACCACGGGACCCGGUGCGCCGGGGAGAUCGCCGCCGUCCCCAACAACAGCUUCUGCGCCGUGGGCGUGGCCUACGGCAGCAAGGUGGCGGGCAUCAGAGUCCUGGAUGGGCCCCUGACCGACAGCCUAGAGGCCAUAGCCUUUAACAAGCACUACCAGAUAAAUGACAUCUACAGCUGCAGUUGGGGACCGGAUGACGACGGGCACACCGUGGACGGACCUCAUCCUCUGGGCAAGGCUGCACUGCAGCACGGGGUGAUCGCGGGCCGACGAGGCUUCGGGAGCAUCUUCGUGGUCGCCAGCGGUAACGGCGGGCAGUACGACGACAACUGCAACUACGAUGGCUACGCCAACUCCAUCUACACCAUCACAGUAGGAGCGGUCGACGAGGAGGGCAAGAAGCCGUUCUACGCGGAGGAUUGCGCGUCCAUGCUGGCCGUCACUUUCAGCAGUGGGGGGGCCAGAUCACGGAACAUUGUGACAUCGGAUUGGUCGGUGCGCAGCAAGAGGGGCUGCACGGAGGGCCACACCGGCACGUCCGCAGCAGCGCCCCUGGCAGCAGGAAUGGUGGCCCUCAUGCUGCAGGUGCGGCCCUGCCUGACCUGGAGGGACGUUCAGCAUAUCGUCGCCUUCACCGCCACCCAGUGCGACAGCUUGGCAGACUGGGGAGUGAAUGGGGCAGGAUUUCACCACAGCCACCAGCACGGCUUUGGUCUGCUCAACGCAUGGAGACUUGUUAAUGCUGCCAAGGUGUGGGAGUCUGUGCCUUUCCUGGUGUCCUAUCAGAGUUCAGUAAUAAAGGAGGACGUACCCAUUCUGAGCCAUCCGAACGUCUUGGUCCGUACCUGGAACGUCUCUGCAGCUGACCUGGACCCGUCCGGGAUGCGAACUCUGGAGCACGUGGCUGUUACCGUGACCAUAACCCACCCCUGCCGGGGGAACGUGGAGAUCGUGCUGCUGUGUCCCAGUGGCAUGAGAUCCCUCAUCGGGGCUCCCAGGUCCAUCGACAGAGAUCCUUCAGGCUACCAGGACUGGACAUUCUCCACCGUGCGCUGCUGGGGGGAGAGGGCUGAAGGCCAGUACACCCUCAAAAUCACCGACUACAAGGACGCGCAGUCCGAUCAGUGCGCCGCCGUAGGAGUGUUGAAGCAGUGGAAGCUCACCCUGUACGGUUCGUCUAUGACUUACAGCGAAGUGAAGGAGAGACAAAGGCUGGUGGAGGAGGCUAUGAGUGGCAAACAUCUGGACAGCAACUUCUCUCUGCCCUGCCCUCCAGGCUUGGACAUCCCUCCAGAGAUCGUCAGCCCCUUCACCUCCAACAACCUGAAGUUCCUGCUGCUGCUCGGAUGCUUCUCGCUCUUCUGGUCCCUCUACUACGUCCUGGACGUGACGCUCGGUCACGUGUACCUCAGGGGCCUCCUGUGCCUGCCGAGGAGCCGCAGCCGCCACCGAACGAGCCGCACCAGCAAAGGGAGGGGCGUGGAGGAGGCGGUGCCGUACAGGGACGAGGAGGAGCAGGACUCCGGGGUGGAGCUGCUGGCCGUGCUGGACUCGGAGGUCAAAGUUCCCAACGGCAGGGAACAGCUGGAGACGUAGCAGCCAACCCAAACGUUGUCAAUCUCUGUGCCCGCGGGGUUCUCUCAGGCUUUUUCCCCCCCCCCCGCUCUGAUUGCACUCCCCUCUAGCAGCGGUGAUGGUACUCAAAGACCGAACUGCAGAUGAAUCAUAGAGUGGAUUUCCUACUCUUUGUCCUUUGCUGCGGUGCCCCCCCCCUCCCUCUCUCCCCCCCAGCAAAAAAGUGGCCUUGUCUGUGUUUGAGCUGUUACCGUACGUCUGUCCUUGUGCACUUCUUCCUAAACCCAUGUCUUCUCUUGGAAAGUAGGAUGCUAUGGGUUCAAACCUCCUGUGAUUUUGAAGCUUUCGGGGGGUGCAUGAUCUGCAGGUGGCGUGUUGGGAUCCAGCCUCCCAGUAUAGUGGCACAUGUUCACGUUGGGUGGGGAAACCUGCACCCAAAGGAAGGUCGCCUCUCCAGAUUAAGGUGGAAACACCUGUGCCAGUAAAAAGGAAAAUGGUUGUGUGCAAUAAAUAAGGGAUUUGGGUGUGUGUGUGCGUGUCCUUGUAACAUCCAGGGUCUUCCUUUUUAAAAAGUGUUCAGAUAAUGUGACUUUUACAGGGGUAUUCUUGUAUUAUUUUUUUUUUUAUCACAUCUAUUAUUUCAUCCUUCAGAUUUGUACAUCUGUUUCCUUUUUUUUUAUCAUCUGUGGCUAAUUACGCAACAUCUGAUUAAAACUUGAAGUGGGAUUUUUCCAGCUUGGGAUUUGUUACUUGUAUAUUUUUAUAAAGUGUAAUAUAUCAACAAAUCGUGCCUGCUCAACAGAGUUGCUGUAUAUGGACUGCAUCAUAGGAUUUUUACACUUUUUAAUGAAUGUAUUCGAGGCUGCAGGUUUUUGUUUUUUUAUGACUAUGAACAAAUUUUUCUGAGUGUAGCUGGAAUCUGUGUUUUGCUGUGCAAGUCACGGAUUGUUUAAAUGAAAAUCAUAAUAAAAAAAAAACUUGGUGGUGUUGA